Messenger RNA from Paramecium primaurelia, 1611 nucleotides. The record is from the annotation of a GenBank genome assembly. Lineage: Eukaryota; Ciliophora; Oligohymenophorea; Peniculida; Parameciidae.
AUGUAAAAACCAAAAAUGAUAGAAAAUGAAAAAGAUUUCCUUUGCUCUAAAGGACAUAAGCUGCAAGUUGUUACAAUUGCACUUGAUCCAAAAAUAUAUAAGAAUAUAAGACUUUUAUGCAUAGAAUGUUUAGAAAAUACAGAAAUAGUUGGGUAAGCAAUUGGCUUAAAGAAAAUUAUUUCAGAAAUAGAAUAAAAUUAGAUAAAGAAGAUGGAAAAAGGAGAAGAUAUCAUAAAGAAUUAUAUAAAAUUAAUAUAAUCAUUACAAAUUAUAGUUGAUCAAAUGAAAUCACAUGUAAUGCAAUAAUUAGGAGAAUUGAAUACUAUCAUGAUUGGAUGGAUUAAGAAUUUAGAAUAAUAAAAAUAAUAAUAUUUUCAAUACAGUUUUUUUUAGGAGUUAGAAAUUAAGUAUUACAAAUCAAAUUAAACUGAUCCCAAUUUACAUAUCCAUGAAAUUUAGAAAACUAAUCUCUGUUGGAAUUAAAAAUUUAAUCUUAAAUUAGAAUAAUUUAAUUAAUUUAUUGAAUAUAAUAAAUGUAAGGAAAUAUUAAAGAAUUUAGAAUUAGUUUUUUAGAAAUGUAUUCAAAAUGAUUAACAAUAAUUAAUCAAUAUAUAAUAACAAAAUUAAGACAUAGAAUAACCAAGUACUUAAAAUAAUAUUCAACCAUUCACUUAUUAACUAAUCAAAUAAUAAUCAAUUUUAUAAACCAAUUAGUGUGGUGCAUUAGCAAUUAAUAAAGAUUGUUCAAUAUUAGUGGCUGGAUCUGAUUCAUAAAUAAAUGUAUUUGAAUUUUAGUAAGGAUUUUUGAAACAUAUUUAAUCUUUAAGUGAACAUAAGAGUGAAGUUAAUACAUUAAACUUUAUGAAAUAAUCGGAUUAGUUUAUAUCUGGGAGUGAUGAUCAGUCUAUCAUAAUAUGGGGAAAAAGUUAAAAUAAAUAAUGGAUUUCAAAAUAAAAAUUAAUUGGGCAUGGUGAUAAAAUUUAAUGUUUAGUCUUAAAUAAUAAUGAAGAUCUAAUUGUAUCAGGGAGUUCAGAUAAAAGUAUUAAAUUUUGGAUAAAGAAGAAUGAAUGGAUAUAUUAAUAAACAAAUACAAAUCAUAAUAAUACUGUAUAUUAAUUAAGUUUAAAUUAAUAAUAAAAUAGAUUGGUGUCCUGUGGUUUGGAUAGUUUAAUAUUAAUAUUAGAAAAAUCAGAAUAGAAUAAACAAUGGAUUUUAAAAUAAAAGAUCAAAGUUGAUCAAUGUGGAUUUAGAAUUUGCUUUAUUGAUAAUAAUAUGUUCACAUUUUCACCACAUAAUAAAGAAUAGGUGUCUGUUUAUGAGCUAAAAAAUAAUUAAUUUACAAAGACUAAAGAUAUUGCUGUAAAAUGUGGAUCAGAUGCUAAUUGUCUAUUUCCUUAAUAAUUUAUUAAUGCAAAAUGUAUGCUUGUGAGUAAGAAUGGUGAAUAUGUCAAUUUAAUUAGGAAAAAUGAAAAUGGAGACUUAUUUACUUAUUAAUCUAUACAUUUUGGAACUUAUUAUUUAUAUGGAGUAAUGAGUGAAAAUGGGUAGUAUUUGAUUACUUGGGAUUAUGAAUCAAAAUAAAUACAAAUUAGAAAAUAUUAAGAACAAUGA